Molecule: messenger RNA, 1293 nt
Organism: Hemicordylus capensis (graceful crag lizard)
Lineage: Eukaryota; Metazoa; Chordata; Lepidosauria; Squamata; Cordylidae
Gene: TLCD1
Product: TLC domain containing 1
Exons: 4
Coding region: 205-948 (247 amino acids)
Biological process (GO): regulation of membrane lipid distribution; membrane assembly; plasma membrane organization
Cellular component (GO): plasma membrane
Source: RefSeq, a predicted model, not a curated record
GCGAGCGAGCGCGAGCUGCGGAACCGGUUGGAAAAGGCGGGUCGCGGCGGGGCUCCGCCCCCGGGUGGGAAGGCAGGUCCUCCCCUCGGGAGCGCACGUGGCCCGGCGAAGGCGCGCCGGGGGCGGAGAGCGGCUGCCUGGCUGGUUGGCACUGGCCGGGCGGGGGGCGCCCAAUCCUGCCGCUCUCCGCAGCCGCGCCGGGCGAUGGGCCCGUGGCUGCGCUCGGCCGGGCGGGUGCUGUGCACGACGCUCGCCUUCGGGGCGCUCCGCUGGGCGCUGCGCCAAGCCCCGCUGCCGGCCCAUGUGCGCCGCGACCCGCUCCGCACCUGGCGCUGGAGGAACCUCCUCGUCUCCUUCGUCCACUCCAUCGUGGUGGGGCUCUGGGCCGUCGCGGGGGUGUGGCAGGUACCGGAAAUCUUCACAGAUAUUGUCAACACAGCCCCACCAUCCGGGAUCCUGCUGAUGUCUGUUUCCGCAGGUUAUUUCAUCCAUGACAGUCUCGACAUCAUAAUCUGCCGCCAGUCCCGUGCCUCUUGGGAGUACCUGGUCCACCACACCAUGGCCAUCUCGGGGUUGUUCUCUGGGAUCUUCCUGGAGCGCUUUGUGGGGGCCGGCCUGAUCUCUCUCUUUGUGGAGGUGAGCAACAUCUUCUUGACCAUGCGGAUGAUGAUGAGGCUGGGGAAACUGCCCUUCCCCACCUUCUACCAGGUCAACAAGUACAUCAACCUGGUGGUCUACUUCCUCUUCCGCCUGGCACCCCAGGCCUACCUGAGCUGGUACUUUGUCCGCUUCGUGGAGAUGCGGGGCCAGGGCGCCUUCCUCAUGGUCAACUUGGUGCUCCUCGACGGCAUGAUCCUCAUCUACUUCUCGCGCCUCCUGCGCUCCGACUUCUGCCCGAGCUCCCGGGAUGAGGGCCCCGGCAGCGAGAAGAAGUUCCUCAUAGACUAGAUGUCCUGCAGAGCCCCUGCCGAUGGGGUGGGGGUGCCCGCUGCCACCCUCGGGUUCGCCACCGCUGGUGUGCCUUAACUGCCGAAGGCGCCGCAUUCACCGUGCCGCUCCUUCCAGCUGCUUUUGCUGGGCUGAGCGAGAGGGUGGGCUGGCUUUUGCUUGGCCUCCUGGCCUGGAUGGAGCCGGGACAAAGAUGCUCUGAGCUCAGCCGGAAGCAAGAACGGAGACUGGGAGACUUUGUGGGCGGGUUGUGGGGGGCAGAGUUUGCCUCCCAUGUUUUUGGUUGGGAGUUUGGGGGCGGAGGAAGGGGGUGUUUCAUUCAUUAAAGUCAGUUAGCAAGCUAAA